AUGAGAAGACAAGGAAUAUUAUAUCUAGAACAAUCACAAUCACUAAAUGCAGAUCCACACACUACAAUUACAUCUCCAGGACAAAAGUCAAAUGGAAGGAUUCAAAAGAAACCCAACCUCGAAUGCAUUCAAGAGAUUUUAAUCAAAUAUUUCGUGAGGAAAACGCGAGAUGAAACUCCUACCUCAGUAAUAACUCGAUGCAAGGGCUGUGAGAAUACAGAAACUGAUAUUUGGAAAAAAGAAACAACUCCGAUCCCAAAAAAAAGUCAAGAUUGUACAUUUAAGACAAAACGGAUCAGUAAUGACCAAACAAAUAACACCCUUAAAUACGUUCAAAAAUCAAAGCAUCAAAUGGGAAUAGGAAUUAAAAUAAUCAACAAUCAACAAAUCAAUCUUGUUGAUGAAGAGGUUCUGCAUUUAAUUCCCAAGAGCAGAACUAUGGGCGUUCUUAAUAGAAUUAAAUUAUUACCUCCCAAACCAACGGCAGAUGAAAAAGAUCAUUAUGACAUUCAAAAUUAUUUAGAUCGGGUGAAAGCAUUUGAAUGGUAUAAGAAAGCUGUAGAAUGUGGUGGUAUUAGCAGUCAAUAA
Molecule: messenger RNA, 588 nt
Organism: Diversispora eburnea
Lineage: Eukaryota; Fungi; Glomeromycota; Glomeromycetes; Diversisporales; Diversisporaceae
Source: the annotation of a GenBank genome assembly